AUGGAAGUGUCCACCCUGUCGGCCCAGGUCGCUGGCGGCCACCCGGUUCCAGACGUAGACACAAGCGCAGAUGUCAACGACAGCAGCCUCAGCCGCCUCGAGGCCUUGAUCCUCGAAAAUGCGCGGAGCUCGAAGUCUAUCUAUUCCAGUACCAUACCAAAUUCGUCCGGGAGGAAGCGCCUAAAGCUCGACCCGGCUCUGGCCUCGUUAGACCCCGACGUCACCAAAACAGCCUUGUCCCUCCGUCUGCACGCCGAGUACAGCGAUGUCCUAGAACUCCCCGAAGCCCUCGCCUCCAAAAUCCCCGCUGCCGGCCCGCGCAAGAAGCAGCCCAGGCCAAACGCCGCCCAAGAUGCCCCCUCCAAGUCGGAAGAGCAUGCGCGCAAGCUGAUCGAGGGCAUACCCGCCGUCCAAAAUGCAGUACCCCUCGGCGGAAGCUCUAGCGCCCUAGUCCUCUCCCGGAAACCCGGCACCGCGGGCAAGCCGGCACAGACCCAGCAGCGGAACGAGCCAUAUCAGACGAGCCUCGCGCAGCGGUCCGACAUACUCGUGCAGCCGCGGCCAGAUUGGCACCCGCCGUGGAAGCUUAUGCGUGUCAUCUCCGGCCAUCUCGGCUGGGUGCGCGCGCUUGCCAUCGAGCCAGACAACAAGUGGUUCGCGUCAGGCGCCGGCGACCGCACAAUCAAAAUCUGGGACUUGGCGUCGGGCGCGCUCAAGCUGACGUUGACGGGCCACAUCUCGACGGUGCGCGGGCUGGCCGUGUCGCCCCGCCACCCCUACCUCUUCUCGUGCGGCGAGGACAAGAUGGUCAAGUGCUGGGAUCUCGAGACCAACAAGGUGAUCCGCCACUACCACGGCCACCUGAGCGGUGUGUACACGCUGGCUCUGCACCCCACGCUCGAUGUACUGGUCACGGGCGGCCGCGAUGGCGUGGCGCGGGUCUGGGACAUGCGCACCCGCAGCAACGUGCACGUGCUGUCGGGCCAUACCGGCACUAUCGCCAGCCUCGUCUGCCAGGAGGCCGACCCGCAGGUCGUCACGGCCAGCCUCGACUCGACGGUGCGCAUGUGGGAUCUUGCCGCCGGCAAGACCAUGGGCGUAUUGACGCACCACAAAAAGGGCGUGCGCGCCCUCGCCACACACCCCAACGAGUUCACAUUUGCCUCGGGCAGCACCGGGAGCAUAAAGCAGUGGAAGUGCCCCGAGGGCGCGUUCAUGCAGAACUUUGACGGCCACAACGCCAUUAUUAAUACCCUCUCGGUUAAUGACCAAAACAUCCUCUUCUCGGGCGGCGACAACGGGUCUAUGAGCUUCUGGGACUGGAAGUCUGGCCACCGCUUCCAGGCCCUGGAUACCAUCGCCCAGCCUGGCUCUCUCGACGCAGAGUCUGGCAUUAUGAGCUCCAUGUUUGAUCUGUCAGGCACACGCUUGAUUUGUGGCGAGACUGACAAGACGAUCAAAAUCUGGAAGGCCGACGAAAACGCCACGCCCGAGACACAUCCCCUGGACUGGAAGCCGGCGUUUGCGACGCGGAAGUUUUAG
Messenger RNA from Lasiosphaeria miniovina, 1542 nucleotides. RefSeq names its product WD40-repeat-containing domain protein. The record is from RefSeq and is a predicted model, not a curated record. Gene Ontology annotation, molecular function: protein binding. NCBI's taxonomy places the organism in Eukaryota, Fungi, Ascomycota, Sordariomycetes, Sordariales, Lasiosphaeriaceae. Gene Ontology annotation, cellular component: precatalytic spliceosome; Prp19 complex; catalytic step 2 spliceosome. The coding region runs from base 1 to 1542 and encodes 513 amino acids. The transcript has 2 exons. Gene Ontology annotation, biological process: mRNA splicing, via spliceosome.